CAGCACUAAGUUUUAAAGCAGUUUGAACAGGAAGGCGGACAUGUUGCUCGGGCACUGGGAGAAUUUAUUAUUUUUGAAACAAACAACGUCGAUAAGCGAGUGUUAGGUCGAUGUGUGGACGCCAGUAGACGUGUCCGGAUUACUGCACGCCUUGGUGACGUCUAUAAGCUGAGGUGUAAACACACAGGACACUUUUUAAAACACGGAUCAUUACUUUUUUUUUUUUAACUGUUUCAAAUUGUGAAGGCGAAGUUUUUUUUCCGCCGCUUCUUUGCAGCUGUCACAGCGAUCUGGAUUCAGGCCUGGGAGCUUUAUAACGUUAUAUAUGAUUUUUAUUCACUUCUCGAGCCUUUAUAAGUCAUUUUAAACACAUCGACUCCUUGUGUGAGGAUUUGGGCGCUAAUUUAAGGCACAAAUCAGUUGCUGGAACUUUUUUUUUGUUUUCUUUGCCGACUUGCAAUGGACUAAUCAGGAUUAAAACGACCUCCCUUUUUAUUUUUUAGACUGUUGUUCUGUGAACAUGUGGAUUUUUGUCGUGUUUCGCUCCUUUAUACGCGGUGACGAGACUGAAAAGGUUAAAAGACAGAAGAAUCGGCUCCUCUGAUCAGUUGACUCGGAGUCAAAAGGAAGUUAGCUAGCUGGAGCUAGCAGGCUAAACUUAUUAGCUGGACGGUCGCAAGGAUUAAAACAAACUAUAUAUAUAUAUUUUAAUUUAUCGUGGGAUUGGACUUUAAAAAGAGAUAAAAAUGUCUGCUGGGGAGAGUUUAACGGCUCGUUUUGAGAAAAUCGAUUCCAUGUUGAAUGAUCCGAAGUCAGAGAUCAACACCGACUGUCUGCUGGACGGUUUGGAUGCUCUGGUCUACGACCUCGAUUUUCCUGCCCUGAGGAAGAACAAGAGCAUCGACAACUUCUUAAGCAGAUAUAAGGACACCAUCAGUAAGAUCCGGGAUCUGCGGAUGAAGGCUGAUGACUACGAGGUGGUGAAGGUGAUCGGUAGAGGAGCGUUCGGAGAAGUGCAGCUCGUGAGACACAAGGCCAGCAGUAAGGUGUAUGCGAUGAAGCUUCUCAGUAAGUUUGAGAUGAUCAAGCGCUCAGACUCUGCAUUCUUCUGGGAGGAGAGGGACAUCAUGGCCUUCGCUAACAGCAAUUGGGUUGUACAGCUCUUCUACGCCUUCCAGGACGACCGUUACCUUUACAUGGUGAUGGAGUACAUGCCUGGAGGAGACCUGGUUAAUCUGAUGAGCAAUUACGACGUGCCCGAGAAGUGGGCUCGCUUUUACACGGCCGAGGUGGUGCUGGCGCUCGACGGCAUCCAUGCCAUGGGAUUCAUCCACAGAGACGUGAAACCUGACAACAUGUUGCUGGACAAAACGGGACACUUAAAGCUGGCAGAUUUCGGCACUUGUAUGAAAAUGAACAAGGACGGUAUGGUACGAUGUGACACAGCAGUGGGAACUCCAGACUACAUUUCUCCAGAGGUACUGAAGUCUCAGGGUGGAGACGGCUACUACGGCAGAGAGUGUGACUGGUGGUCUGUGGGAGUUUUCCUCUACGAGAUGCUUGUCGGGGACACGCCGUUUUAUGCCGACUCUCUGGUGGGAACCUACAGCAAGAUCAUGAACCAUAAGAACGCGCUGACGUUUCCCGAUGACAACGAUAUCUCUAAAGAUGCCAAGAGCCUCAUCUGCGCCUUCCUCACAGACCGGGAAGUAAGGCUAGGGCGUAACGGAGUGGACGAAAUCAAGCGACAUCCUUUCUUCAAGAACGACCAGUGGACCUGGGAUAACAUCCGUGACACUGCCGCCCCAGUGGUGCCGGAGUUGAGCAGUGACAUCGAUACAAGUAAUUUCGAUGAUAUAGAGGAGGACCGGGGAGAAGAGGAGACCUUUCCCAUACCGAAAGCCUUUGUGGGGAAUCAGCUUCCGUUUGUGGGCUUCACCUACUACAGCUGUCACCAGUUUACCAGAGGACCAAGUGCAAAAACCAGCAACAAGCAUGACCGUGCAAGUAAAGAGGACAAGAGCCAGUUGGAGAAUCUACUGAAGAAAAUCCACCAACUGGAGGAGCAGCUUCAUGGAGAGAUGCAGCUCAAGGACGAGCUGGAGCAGAAGUGCAGGGCCUCCAAAACCAAACUAGACAAGAUCAUGAAAGAGUUCGAUGAAGAGUGCAACGUAAGGAAAACUGCAGAGUCCAGUCUGUCUCUGCUGGAGAAGGACAAGUUGAUGCUGCAGCACAGAACCACGGAGUUCCAGAGGAAAGCAGACCAGGAAGCAGAGAAGAGACGCAACCUGGAGAGCGAAGUUUCCGCUCUGAAAGAACAGCUGGAGAACAUGAGGAAGCUUAGCCAGAACACACAGGCUUCCAGUGAUAAGAUUGUUCAGCUGCAGCACCAGCUCGAAGAGGCCAAUGACUUGCUGCGGGCCGAGUCGGACACGGCGGCACGGCUGAGGAAAAGUCAGACGGAAAUGGCGAAGGCCAUGAGUCAGCUGGAGUCACAGAACGGAGAGCUGCAGGAGAAGAGCCGAAUGGUGGACGACUCCAGGAGACAGCUAGAGAGAGAACUUAUGCAGCUACAGAACACGCUGGACACGGAGAGACGGACCCGCAGCCAGGGAUCCGAGGAGAUCCGUCAACUACAGGCUCGCAUUGUGAGCCUUCAGGAAGACAACAAGGACCUGAAGCAGAGCAUCUCCAAGGUGGAGACGGAAAGAAAGCAGGCACAGGAAAGGAACAACAUUUUGGAGAAGGAGAAGAAUAGUAUGGAAAUUGACCUAAACUAUAAGCUGAAGAUCCUGCAGCAGCGUCUGGAUCAGGAGGUAACGGAGCACAGAGUCACGCGGGCUCAGAUCAAUGAUAAAUACGAGUCCAUAGAGGAGGCCAAAUCUGCAGCCAUGCAUGCGGUGGAGCAGAAGGUGUCAGAGGAGAGCGUGCUGCGCCUACGGGCUGAGAGUCGGGUGGUGGAGGUGGAGAAGCAGUGCUCCAUGCUGGAGUUUGACCUCAAGCAGUCCGUCCAGAAGAUGGAGCAGCUUAUGAAGCAAAAGGACCGACUGGAGGAUGAGGUGAAGUCUCUGCGUGUUCAGCUGGAGCAGGAGUGUGGGAAGCGGGCGAUGGCUCAGAGCGAGAUGAAGAGCUGGUGUGGUGAAGCUGAAAGGUUGAGAGGGACGGAGAAGCAGCUGAAGCAGGAGAUCAACACAGCACUGGAGACCAAGCGCUCACUCGAGUUCCAGCUUGCACAGCUCAGCAAGCAAUACAGAGGGAAUGAAGGUCAGAUGAGGGAGCUGCAGGACCAGCUGGAGGCCGAGCAGUAUUUCUCAACGCUGUAUAAGACUCAGGUGAAAGAGCUGAAAGAGGAGCUGGAGGAGAGAAACCGACUGGUGCAGGAAGUGCAGAGGAAAGUGCAGGAGAUGUACAAUGAAAGGGAAUCUCUGAUGGCUCAGCUGGACCUGACAGUGACAAAGGCAGAGUCGGAGCAGCUGGCGAGAGCAUUACAGGAGGAACAGUACUUUGAACUGAGCCAGGAGAGCAAGAAGAGUUUAUCACGACACAAACAGGAGCUAACCGAGAAGGAGUCCACUAUAGCACGGCUUGAGGAAUCCAACAAAACUCUGACCAAAGAUGUAGAGAACCUCAGCAGGGAGAAAGCCGAGCUAGACGAGAAUCUCCAAUCACAGAAGGAUGUGUUUGAAGCUCAGAGAGAAGAAAUUUCAAAUGCCAUUAAGGCCAACUAUGAGAAGAUCCUCAACCAGGAACGGACACUUAAGACGCAGGCGGUGAAUAAACUGGCUGAGAUCAUGAACCGUAAGGACAUGAAGCUGGACCAGAAGAAGCGCGGUAGCACCACAGACCUGCGCAAGAAGGAGAAGGAGAACCGCAAACUGCAGCUGGAACUCAACCAGGAGAAGGAGAAGUUCAACCACAUGGCCAUCAAAUACCAGAAGGAGCUCAGCGAGAUGCAGGCGCAACUGGUGGAAGAAAGCACGUACCGUAAUGAGCUGCAGAUGCAGUUGGACAGUAAAGAAAGUGACAUCGAGCAGCUCAGAGAGAAAUUGAACGACCUGCAGCUGCGUAUGGAGAACACGAGUGUGACGAGUUUGCAGACAGACGAGGUGGACAGCAACACUGCAGAAUCGAGAUUAGAAGGCUGGCUCUCAAUCCCGAACAGAGCCAAUAUCAAAAGAUACGGAUGGAGGAAGCAGUAUGUUGUAGUGAGCAGUAAGAAGAUUCUGUUCUAUAAUGAUGAGCAGGAUAAAGAGCAGUCCAAUCCCUCCAUGGUGCUUGACAUUGACAAACUCUUCCAUGUGCGUCCAGUAACCCAAGGUGAUGUAUACCGCGCCGAAGCAGAUGAAAUUCCCAGAAUAUUUCAGAUUCUGUACGCUAAUGAGGGCGAAUGCCGUAAGGAAGUGGACCUGGAGACCAUUCCUCAAGGCGAGAAAGCUAACUGCCUUGCUCACAAAGGGCAUGAAUUUAUCCCUACACUCUACCACUUCCCAUCAAACUGCGAAGCCUGCUCCAAACCACUGUGGCACGUCUUUAAACCACCACCCGCACUUGAAUGCCGCCGAUGCCACGUCAAGUGUCACAAAGACCACCUGGACAGGAAGGAGGACGUCAUCGCCCCAUGCAAAGUGAACUACGAUGUGACAUCUGCACGUGACAUGCUCCUGCUAGCUCUCACCCAGGAUGAGCAGAAGAAAUGGAUUGGCCACCUUGGCAAGAAGAUUCCCAAAACACCUCCAUCUAGUUUCUCCCGAGCAUCCCCUCGUACCAUGAGCACUCGCUCAGUAGCUAAUCAGUCAUUCCGCAGAAACCCUAGAUUCAGCUCCGGACAGUCCAGCUAACCACCUGAAUCUUCUCUCUGAAACAUUUGGGACUCCUCAAUUGGGACUUUGUACAUCACAGAUUAUUCAAUAAAAACCUUAAACAAAACAAAAAAAACUGCAUUUAAAGGUAAAUAACGGAAUUAACCCUAAAUGACGGAGAAGCUGGUGGGAAAAGGCUGCUCCUGUCCUCUAGGCUUCUCACGCGGCUCGUGAUGGGACCACUUGUUGCUCUGAAGGGAACUUUGAUGGGAUUUGUAGUAAACGGUCCUUCACUCUUGGAAAAAAAAAACGUUGACCCUAAAUUUUGGCGAAACCUUGGCCUGAUGGACUCUCUCAGCCUUAAUGUUCCUGACGGGCAAUAAAUUAAUGUGGGGCAAUAAUCAAGACGGAGUACUGGGUACUGAGUAUUAGUCUUUUUUCUGUUUUCCGUUUUUUUUUUGUUUUUUUUUUUGAGGAGCAUGCAAGAUCAUUACAAUCUAUGCAUAUCAUUGUUAUAAUAAUUAUCCUUAUUGUUGUUAGUGAAUUCUCCAAGCCACAGGAAUCCACCAGAACGGCUGAAGGAGCUUAAAUUUCAAUGACUGUUUUUUGCUUUUGCUUUUGCUUUUGUUCAUUUGGGUAUAUUAUUACUGAAAUGUUUCACUGUAAUGUUUUAUAAUUUUUUUUUUUUGGUAAUGUAUUGCCUUACUUUUGAUUCCUAGAUGAAUGGUUGAAAAAGGAAGAAAAGAGAAACAUUAAGUUAACAAAUGUAAAACUGCACUGUUUGAAUUGUAAGUUAUUUGUAGAAGACUAAAAACAGGUGUAGCGUUCAGCCCACCUAGUGCCUUACCGACUUUUACUGCCAUAUCUGUUUGUGUUCCUCUUCUCAAUGGUAAAUCCUAACUAUUGUUUUUUUUUUUUUAAGAAAAAAAUAUAUAUGAUGUGAUGUGUAUCAUCCACCUUCUGGUUUUAUCAGGGCGCGCCGGCGCAUAUUGAACACGUUGUUCAUAAGAAUCUCCAAGUUUAGUGAGACGGUGAUUUCGGACACAGGGGGGCGAGGAAUAGACUCGUGCCGACGUUAAUCUUUCAUAAAAGUGAAGAUGAUGUUAAGAUUUCCUGGAAUGUAUGACUCAAACCAAGAAGAUUGCUGUCUGAACAGGAAACAUGGCUAACAAGUAGCAUGAUUCCUAAUUUUGGAUCGUCAACGCUUGUAUAUGCAGUCACCCAGAAAUUCUACCUAAUCAGCUAGUCUACUAUGUUGACCAUUUCAGAGCCUCCUUUCUAACAUUGCUAGAUAAAUAUCUGUUGUAUAACCAAUGACCGGCACAUUCUUUCUUCAUAGCUGUAUGUUGUAUGAAAUAAUAAGGGUUUAGUUCCUCCACUCUUCAUUACAGAGGCUAAAAUUGGAAGCGCUAGCCUUUAUUAGAACGUAAAGAAGCCUUAAACGACCCCAGAUUCUCAAACCCGGUUGAAGUUGAACUCGGAUCGGUUAAUCACGUGACAUCACAAUGCUUUAUUUUAUUCCAUUCAUUCUUCAGCUCAGUGUAGUGUGUGGAAUAAAAUGCUAGAUUUAAUUGCACCGCUACAUAAACACAAAUUGAGCUAGCGUUGAAUUGCUUAGCUAACAUCGACUUUGCCCUGGUAGCUAGUCAGAGGUAAUGACCAAGCUAGUUAAAAUAAGAUUUGUAUAAUUACUGUGUCAAUGAUGCGAGUAGCUCAGUAUAAUGAAAAGCAGCAUGUCGAACCACAGAGGAGAAACGUCUUAGUAAUGUCAUUGGGUGAUCAGAUCGAACUCCGCGCUUACUCUGCUCAGGAUGGCGCUUUGUUUUUUUUUUUCUUCAAUGAAAAGCCCUUGAAUCCUUUUUCAAAAAAAAUUGUUGUAACCCCUCCCCAGCUUUUCCUGGACAAAGUCUUGCUUUUAUUUUUUUUCGCCCAUCACCAGGUGAGACAGAGAUGAUGAAAUACCACCUUAGUUAUUCACUUCAGCACUGGAUCUAUGGUGGCGAUCUACUUGGAUGAACUGCAUGUUUCAUUAGGUUUGGAGGCCCGCACUGAUGGAUGUCUGUCAAUAAACGAUAUCUUUGUCACCUACACAGA
This is a messenger RNA of Tachysurus fulvidraco (yellow catfish), 6893 nucleotides long. RefSeq names its product Rho-associated, coiled-coil containing protein kinase 1 (gene rock1). Gene Ontology annotation, molecular function: small GTPase binding; ATP binding; Rho-dependent protein serine/threonine kinase activity. Gene Ontology annotation, cellular component: cytoplasm; cytoskeleton. The transcript has 33 exons. The record is from RefSeq and is a predicted model, not a curated record. Bases 747 to 4838 code for a protein of 1363 amino acids. Lineage: Eukaryota; Metazoa; Chordata; Actinopteri; Siluriformes; Bagridae. Gene Ontology annotation, biological process: actomyosin structure organization; regulation of cell junction assembly; cortical actin cytoskeleton organization.